Molecule: messenger RNA, 1234 nt
Organism: Sorex fumeus (smoky shrew)
Lineage: Eukaryota; Metazoa; Chordata; Mammalia; Eulipotyphla; Soricidae
Gene: KNSTRN
Product: kinetochore localized astrin (SPAG5) binding protein
Exons: 9
Coding region: 36-989 (317 amino acids)
Biological process (GO): mitotic sister chromatid segregation; spindle organization; regulation of attachment of spindle microtubules to kinetochore
Cellular component (GO): microtubule plus-end; mitotic spindle; centriolar satellite
Source: RefSeq, a predicted model, not a curated record
CCUGCUCACGGAAGCCCAAGCUUCCGUACAGUAGUAUGGCAGCCCCUAAAGACGUUGCCCACAGCAGCGUCUGCCGUACAAAAUGGCCGCCCCUAGGGAGCGCCCCGCCCCAGCUCCGGCCUGACCUCCGGAAGUGCCUGUUUGAAACACCCGCCGCGGCCGACCUGGCGGGCGGAGUGGCAGUUGCUGCGGAGCAUGUUUUGAAAUCGAGCGACGUGGACCAGAGUCAGGAGCCGGAGGAGCCGGUCCAGCCGAGCCACCUCCUCGCCAUGGCCAGCGUGGUUAAGACGGUACACACUCUGCAGCCCCGCCCGGUGCUGAGCAGCGGCCACCCGGCUGAUGUGAAAACUCGAGGUGUUUCUAAGAGCCUCUUACCUGUGAAGUGCAAAGAAGUCGAUAUUUCCAAACCUCUUUAUUCAGGGGCUUCAGAGAAUGAUGUCACAAAAACCAUCAAACUGAGACGAGAGACUGGGCAGGUGAAAGCUACGGAAGCUGCCAUCAAGAAGAACAUCAAAAAGGGGUGCAAACCAGAGGGGAGGCAGGCAUCAGAGGAGGAACUCACAGACAGAAACCAGCUCUCAGAGACCAUCAACAAGCAGUUGCACCAGAAGCUGACUGAGAUCCGGGGAGAACUGAAGAAGCUGACCCAAAGGGUGGAGCUGCUGGAGAAGUUUCAGGACAACUGUUUGGCAAUUUUGGAGUGCAAAAGCGAUGACUCCUCAGGCUGUGAGGAGGCCCUGUCAGCCCAGCCGGAUUCCACCACAGAUCACACGGACUCAAUGUUGCUGUUAGAAACUUUGCAAGAUGAGCUGAAGCUCUUUAAUGAAACAGCCAGAAAGCAGAUGGAGGAAUUACAGGCCUUAAAAGUCAAGUUGAAGAUGAAAGAAGAGGAGAGAGCCCGGUUCUUAGAGCAGCAGACCUUAUGUAAUGGUCAGAUAAAUGAUUUCACAACAGUACUUGAAGAAAUAGAGCAGCUAUUAGAAAUGUGAUCAAAAGUAGGUGGCCAGAUAGCUCCUCUGGGGGAUAAUCUUGCAGAGGAAGCUGGUCAGGGCAUCCGCUUCUUGGCCAUGACCUUUGAAGACUCAUCAUGAGAAUGAACCGCUUCCGCAGUAAGACUAAGGGCAACAUAUGCCAAAACGAUAGUCACUCCUGUAAGUAAGUGUUCACAGUCUCCAGCUCUCCUGAACCUCUCACAAACCGUGAAGGCCUGAAGAGGAGGGCCUAGGAGCUUGAC